This is a messenger RNA of Arthroderma uncinatum, 654 nucleotides long. Its product is annotated as OefB. The record is from RefSeq and is a predicted model, not a curated record. The transcript has a single exon. NCBI's taxonomy places the organism in Eukaryota, Fungi, Ascomycota, Eurotiomycetes, Onygenales, Arthrodermataceae. The coding region runs from base 1 to 654 and encodes 217 amino acids.
AUGUGGCGAGGCUACGGAUUUGGCAGCAGUGCUGCUUCCUCUCCAUCACCACCAUCUUCAUUCCCACAGCCAGCUCCUCCACCACCAUCACCGUGUGACGGACUGCUCGACAUCUACCCUCGCAAGACCUCCUUCUCCACGAUCUCUGGAAGCAACACAUCCUGUGCCUUCCCAUCGUGGCCUAACAGGUCAUCUCUCUACUCUGGAUCCGAGGACGAGGGCUCCAGCUCAGCCUCGGCCUAUCUCUCUGACGAAGACCUGUUCCCCGUCUCUUCUUCCGGCAGCAACCCAGCCACGAUGAUGAUGGAAAGCCCGUUCGGCAGUGACAGCUUUGAGGACGACACCCCAGCCAUCAUCGGAGCUCCUGGCCUGACUACCGAGGAACAGAUCCGCCACAUCAACGAAGCCGAAGACUGGCGCAUGCGCAACUAUGUGCAGGCACAGGCACAGGCUCGCGCACUCCAGGCUCUGAGGGCGGCGCAACUCGCGGCCGUCGAGCAGGCGCAGGCAUCAAGACACCGCAAGAGGCGCGCGGGCACCAAGAAACGCCGUUCCCACGUUUCCACCACAGCUACCAGCGGCAGCACAACCACCUCAGCCUGUACUUCUGCCUCGGCAUCUGUGGCCUCCUCGGCCAGCUCUAAGCCAGUCUGA